Exophiala mesophila is the source of this 2872-nucleotide messenger RNA. RefSeq lists its product as uncharacterized. Lineage: Eukaryota; Fungi; Ascomycota; Eurotiomycetes; Chaetothyriales; Herpotrichiellaceae. The coding region runs from base 1 to 2577 and encodes 858 amino acids. The record is from RefSeq and is a predicted model, not a curated record. The transcript is spliced from 2 exons.
AUGACUUCUACUCCUGCAUCAAGGCCUCGCCGGCCUUCCCCAAACCUCCGUCGGUCCUACCUUUUACAAAUCCUCGACCGUGUUUGCGUUGAAGGAACUGAAUCUAUUUCCCCUCAGCGAGUCAUGGAAUCCCUUGCUGCCCCUUCACGGUUCCGUUGGGCGUCUCCUGAUGGGCUCGAGGUUGGAAUCCCCACCGACGACACAACAGUCUUCGUAUCGAGGGCCAGAAAGACCCAGCUAAGGCAACGACUUCUCGAUCGUCAUGAUGAUUAUCGUACAGAAGACGACAAACCGUUUCCUUGGUGGUUAGGCCAAUGCAUCCACUACGGCCUAAAUUUCUGUUUCACCAGUACUGAUGCAAAAGGGAGGCUUGCACAAGCUUUACUCGCAGAGAAGCUGAAGAGACCGAGAUUCUUGAAGAAGUUGGGGAGAAAUUUGAGAAAGACAUACAAGAAUCGAAAGAAGUACAAAAGUCGGAAACGUCCAAAGAGAAACCAGCAGAGCAGGUCGGUGCAGAAGCCUACCGAACCAAAAGACCCUAGUUGCCACAAGAGACCGACUCCAUUUGUUGUCGACCUCACUGGCGAUGACAAUUCGUCCCAAGGCACCAACGCAGAUGCUCUGGGCACCCAAAGUCAGAGAAAGAGGGAUUCGCAGACAGCAUCCAAGGAGAAUUCCACCAGGAAGUGGCUCGCACAGAUACCCAGCAUCCCAAACCACUCCUCAAAGACGCAGCGAGGAAAGCACGACCAUCUCAUGGAUACCUUGACCCCUCCGCUUUCCAAUUCUGAGAGCCCUAUUGAUGCUACUGAACAUCCAGAUUUGUCUGCUUCUGAACCCAGAGAUCCAACUCCCAAAAAGCAUAUCCCUUCUACGCGUCGACAGAAGCCCCGGGGCGAGUCUGUUCUAGACGAUUCAAUAUGGGAUAUACCUGAUUCCUCCAAGCACUCUGAUCAAGAUUCGGAUGCUAUGACCAUUGAGGAGUAUAUUCCAGGCGGUGACUUGGAUUUCCUUUACAAAGACGAAGAGUACGAUCGGUUCAGCGAGUACGAGGCAUCUCAUUGUUCGCCUUUGGCCAACAAGCACCACGAUAGAUUGACGCGCUCGUCAGCAGAAAAGAGAAAAGCAUCUCAACUAUCAGAACGGGAUGAAUCAAGCCAUUCUCCGCAUAGGUUGCCUAGUGAAAGCCCUGAUACUGAAGAGAGAUUAACGAAGAGAAUCAAAAAGCACUCCAAAAAGGCACCCUCGUUCAACAGAGCCCUCCGCGCAAAGAGCCAUUCUACGGAUAAGGUCAAGGAGAACGAAACUCAUGUGUCGAAUGUCGAGGCAAACCAACUCAAAACACUAAAGACUUCGUUGAAAGCGUUCUCCAUUUCGUCAGAUUCUGACUCCAACUCCGAUGCCGAACCUAUGUCUUCUAGUGCGACAAGUAUUAUCCAAGGGCAGGUAAAACCAAGUGGUAGUCCAUUUAGGGGAGCCGUCGACCCCAAAGCUGCUGCUGGAGUUUCUCAACCCUUGUCGAGUGGUCAGAUGCCCUCACGACAUGUCCUGCCACCGAAUUCUUCACCAACGUGCAAGGUCAAUAAAGACCGGGAAGAACAACCGAAUGUACUUGCACUCUCACCGGAAAACAGUCUUUCAAGAGAUCAAAGCCUUAUAAGUGCAAAGACCGCAGUCGAAGAUGUUCCAGUGAAACGAUAUCCCAACGCAACAGCUCGCAUCAAGACUGAGCUUGCUCGAAAAGCAAAUGUGACGUACCCACGAAGCACAUCUGAGUUGCUAACUCAAGUAAUCAACGACACUGGUGCUAUUGGCAUCGCCUUGAUGCAAGCGAGCCAGAAGCCACCAAAAUUGUCUGGAUCGAGCCUCCUAGACCAGGACAAGCAAGCUCAAACGCAGAUGGCGCCUCUCACUUCAGAAAAGCAGAAAGAGCACGGAAAACGAAACGAAAAUAUCCAAAUGCCAUCUAGAAGUGGAGAUGCAUCGAGUUCGAAAUCAAUUCCUAGAGAAAAAGGUUAUUCAGCUUCAAAGAGAAAGAGUGACCUCGCAAAGCAACAGCGUAAAGAUUCUACUCCGGAUAGGUGUAAUGCACAGAGAAAGAAGGGUCUAUGUACAUCUCGCAAGUCCUCACCAAAAGUGGUGCGAGGAGAGACUUCGACCACACCGUUACCAGGUUCUCAACUCACCUUGUCCGACUCUGCAAAGAAGUAUGUUCGAGACGUUCUUGUUCCUGCCCGGGCUGCACAUUGGAAGCAAAAGCAACCACAAUCGAACCAGGUCCGAGAGCCAUCAUGUACGCGAAGAGGUGAGGGUCUACGUGAUUGUGCAGAUACAGCUGAGAAAUCGUGUCAAAAGACCAAGAUGCGAAAGGAGAGAUCCGACGUUGAAGCUCCAGCAACACCCAGAAGAAAGAGCAAGGACCAGGAGUAUCGAACCAAGCUCAAGGGAGAUUCCGACAAAACAAAGAAGAAGCGCGGAAAACUGGAAGAUUGCAGAGAAAAGGAUAGUCCCAUUUCUCGGAGAAACUCUGCUGUGUCUCCUGAGUUGGCUACGAGCUCGGCUUCAGUCAAUCACUGAGAGACGAACCCAAGAUAGACGACAACAUCGGAGAACCGAAACAGUCCCUGAAGGCUUAUGUAAUGCAUUCCAAUAGGAAGAAGUCUGAGUUCAAAAGCCAGAUACGUGUCCCUCAUAACGGCUUGAUGAACCAGAUGGGUCUGCCAUUUGGUCAGGACACAAGGCUGUAAGAGGUAUGGACUCGAAUAUCGCUGUCGCUCUUUGGAGCCAUCUCAGACUGUCUGUACAGAGUUGCGCCCCUCAUGGUGUAUUUCCUCGGCACACUGUUGGAAUUAAUCAUUCAGAUAGAGAGGGG